AUGAACGCCUGGCUCGCCGACGCCUCGAACAUCCCUGGCCAGGAGAAUGGGGCCUUUAAUCCUUCAACGAUCGACCCUUCGACCGCUUUCCUCCAUGCCUCGCCGACCCCCCAGGAUCCCAACCAGUUCCAGCGCAUGUUCAACAAUGGCGUGCCGCGGAAUGCCUCGCCAGGCUUCCACAACCCCAACCAAGUGAUUCCAUCAAAGCGGCCUCGACCGGAAGAUGGGAUGCCUAUGUCGCCGCGCCCAGGACCUGGCGGCGUGAAUGGUUCGCGAUCGCAAACUCCUCAUCAAGUUCCAUAUCCCGGAUAUCAGGGAGGUGCCAAUGGCGCAGCACAGUUUUCGCAACACCCCACUCCUUAUCAACACCUUCAACAGCAGACCGCGUCGCCUAAUGUAACACAGUCUCCUAUCAUGCAGCAAGACUUUGAUCAAGGAAGCGUUCGGGUGGGAACGGCGUCUCCAAGUCCUUUCUCACCAGCUGGUCCACAUGUCGGAGGCGGCGGUUCACACAUGUCACCCUCACAGUCAGACCAUGGAAGCCGUGUGAACACCCCACAGAACAACAACUUCAUGCCAGGACAAGCAUACCCUCAGGGAAUGCCUGGUCAAUUCCAGCAAGUUCCGGGGAUGAACCAAGGCCAACAACCUUCUAUGCCGCCACAGCAGCUCAAUGGCAUGCAACAAAUGCCACAUCAAUACCAUCAGGCGAUAGCCGCCCAGCAGCAACGAUUGCGCGCCAUGCAAAUGCAGAACCAAGGGCAACAGAUGCCAGAUGCAAGGUCAACAGAUGCAAGAUGGCUGGGCGUCCUCCCCCCCGGCGGUAUGAAUGCUAUGGCCAAUCCUCAGCAGAUGGCGGCCAUCCGUCAAAUGCAACAAAACAUGCCGAAACCUAACAACCCUGAGAUGUUCCUGCGUGGUCUACAGAAGUUCAUGAUGUCCAGAAACCUCCCUUUUGACCCCAGCCCGGUCAUUUGUGGCCGCCCGAUCAAUCUCGUGCAGCUUUAUGGAACUGUUAUGAAGAUGGGUGGAUCCAAGAAGGUGACUGGGAUGAAUAUGUGGCCUGCAGUUGCACAGCAACUUCAAUUUCCUCAGAUGCAAUUUCCUUCAGCUGCACAAGAGGUGCGCGACUACCACCAGCGGAACUUGGCACCGUACGAACAAGCAUACCUCGGCUCGCAGCAGAAACAGUUCGACCAGAUGCAGCAGGGCGGUAUGCCGCGCCAGCCCAGCGACCCUUCGGCCAUGCAGCAGUUUCAAUCACCCACUGUCAAACCAGGUCAGAAUUUCGAACAGCCUCAACAAAUUAGUCACUCUCCUCAAAACAAUACUCCCGUCGCCAAUCAUGUCCAAGCCGCUCAGGCCAAUGGUUUCGCCACGCCAACACAAGCCAGAAGCCAGAGCAAGCCUCCCCAGUCUGGACAGCGGCUUAGUGUUUCCCGCCCAUCUCAGCCUCCAGCCUCUAUGCCGGAGGGACAAUUUGCCGCACCCUCCCCUUCACAACAAACAAAGGGCGCGCCACCAACUCCCAAAACGCAACCACGGCAACCAGAGCAAAAAAUGGAAGAAUUUGUCAAAAAGCCAAUAGAGGAUCCGUUCAAGCCCAUGGUUCUCACAGAAAGACGUCUUCAUGGACCUAUUGCAGUGGACGAGAUGUACCAGAUUGGUGAUGAUAUCUCAAGGCUUCGGCCAAUAGCACCAAGCUUUGCCGAGCUUGGUGUGAUUGAUAUUCAUGCUCUUACCAUGAGUUUGAAGUCAGGCAUCCAUUCCGAGAUUCGUGUUUCUCUCGAUACCCUGACCACUCUUUCCUGUGAGCCGCAGGUGCAAAUCUCUCUUGAGAACUGUGAUGAUUUGGUGGAGAGCCUUGUUGACUGCGCUGAAGACCAAGCAGACUUCUUGGCUGAGAACAUCCCAGAGUCCUCGGAUACGAUUAUUCUCCGUUCUUACGAGGAAGUGGUCAGAGGCUGCCACUCUGAACACGCAUCGCUUGCCGAUGUGCCUGAGUUUGGAUGCCUCGAUUAUGAACUUGAUCGAGCAGUGGAGCGACUUAUCUGUGUUACCACAAUUCUUCGCAAUUUCUCCUUCAGCGAAUCUAACUUUGGAGUUUUGGGAAUGCCUGCGGUCACUCAAUGCUUUGCUAGUAUCUUCCGGAAUAUUGGAACUCGAAAGAUGUUUUUGCGACGGGACCAAAACACAUUGAACUUGAUGAAAGAUGCUGUGGUUUUCAUGGGCAACCUCGCCCACUCCAUGCAAAUACCCGGAAAGGAAGAAGCGUUGAGCCUUUUGCAUUUCCUUCUAGCAUUUUCACCAUUGCCCGAGGCCACCUCAAAACAAGGCCAGGCUAUGUUUUCGGAAUUCAAUCCCUCCAUCCACCGGUAUACCCCCGCUGCCGUCGACGGUCUCGCCAAGCUACUUGCAAGAGAUGAUCCCAACCGGGCCUAUUUCGCUGCCAUCUUCUCUGGUGAUGGGUCUGCACCGCCUCGGCCGGAUCUACUGACGCGAGCAUUUGGACUUGCGAUAUCAUGUGUUCCCCAUAACAAGGCCUUAGGAGUUGUGGAUGCUCGCAAGGUGUUCCUUCUGCAGGGUCUCUUGGCCGCAGAUGUUUUGACUUCGUUCGCGGACGGGCCCAUGGCUAAGUUGUGGCUUGGGUCUGUAGAUGGCUUCGCCAUUCAUCUCCUCCGACUAUCCUGCGCCCUUUGCACGGACCGCAUCCCGCAGAUUAACAUGCGCCAACGAGCACAAGAACCCGAAGCAUAUGCAUUUGGAGCACUUGUUCAUCGUGGACUGGCCAUUCUGCGCCGCCUUGCAGAGAAGUCUAAGCAAGUGGACAAAUCCUCCUCACUAUGCUUCCCGUCUGGGAUUACCCCUCGCAAGGAGAGUCUUCUUGGGGCUUUGUUACUUCCGAACAUGGAUCCAAAUAUCAUCCGACAGCUCGUCAGCUAUGCUCGACUCGCCGAGUAA
Penicillium waksmanii is the source of this 2961-nucleotide messenger RNA. RefSeq names its product putative ARID/BRIGHT domain protein (SWI1). Gene Ontology annotation, biological process: regulation of transcription by RNA polymerase II. Gene Ontology annotation, molecular function: transcription cis-regulatory region binding. The transcript is spliced from 3 exons. The coding region runs from base 1 to 2961 and encodes 986 amino acids. Lineage: Eukaryota; Fungi; Ascomycota; Eurotiomycetes; Eurotiales; Aspergillaceae. Gene Ontology annotation, cellular component: nucleus; SWI/SNF complex. The record is from RefSeq and is a predicted model, not a curated record.